Molecule: messenger RNA, 14615 nt
Organism: Lymnaea stagnalis (great pond snail)
Lineage: Eukaryota; Metazoa; Mollusca; Gastropoda; Lymnaeidae
Source: the annotation of a GenBank genome assembly
UAUGUAAAGAAAAGAUGGCGGCGCCCUUCAGCCAAACUUUUAUCUGGCGUACAAUAUCAAAUGCAUCUUUUCGGCGUAUACAUUUUAAUAAGCAUGUAGGCCUACAGUUUAGUAAUGCAAAUCCUUUAAAAGUGCAGAGAAGCCAUUAUCUUACUCGGUGUCCUAGUUUUAAAUCUCUGUUGAACGCUAAAUCCCGGUAUUUCUAUUUGAGAGCUUGUGGAUUGAAUCAGAGCAGUCGUGUUGGUGGACAAGAGUUUAGUAGGUCUACAAUUUCAGUUUUAUAUAUUGCAAAAGUUGGUGUAGCUCUUACUGCAACCUGCUUAAUUGGAUUUGGUUUGGUUAAAAGUGACUGGAAUCGUUUUAAAGUCAUUGCAGAAGGUAGAGAGAGAUUGCAUGCAAUUAAGCCAUCAAGGAAUGUAAGUAACUAGUAACUAGUAACAUUAUCAUUAUUUAAGUUAAGUAUAAGUUUUAAGUAAGUCUGCACUCCUCCGAAUGCAGGUCCCAACCAAAUUCAAAACAAUAAUAAAAUGCGUCGAAUGAGCAAUUAACUCUUAAAUGUUCUUGGUUUUCUGCCAUUUUUUUCUCUCUCAUUAGGUACCUUUACAAUCUGGCUGCUUGUUCAGUGAAUAACAUAGUAACAUAGCAGUAAUAACAUGUUAUAUAUCAUUAGAUUCAGAAUUGAAUGAUCUAUUUUUUAUACCAUUUGUGAGAUCACAGUUAAUUUGGUUUUUAUUUAUGGCCAAAAGUUUAAGUUUUUUGCUGUGCAAAAUUUUCACAAAAAUGUAAAUAUACCACAAACAGGUAAAGCAAAAAAAUAAGUGUUAAGUCCUAAGUUCAAAUGUUUGUUAUAUUCACCAAUGGCAUCCAUUUGUACAACUCAUAUACAAAUUUCAAGCAAUUUUACCAUUAUUUGUAUUAAUUAUGCCACUUUUAAGAAUACUUCCUUUUUUAAAAAAAAAUAGUGCAUGUGUUAAAAAAAAUUUUUUUUUAUUAAAAAAAGUUAAAGAAAACCAGGUAAGUACUUCAUGAGAGAAAUGCAAUUACUAUUAGCAAAUAAUAUAAAGCAAGGUGAAUAAUUUUUACAUAUUUUUAUAAAAAUUAUUCCACAUGGGGUACAAAUAAACAUAUCGGUAUGAAAUAUGAAAACUACUGUUUUCCAGAAACUCAUUUAUAUAACAAUGGCAGGACAAAAGUUUCUCUCUAUUUUAUAAACAUAAUAAAGAUGUUCACAUUAUAUUAUAUAUUGACUGUAAAUAACCAUUGCAGUUUUAGCAUGACAUUGCUAUUUUAUAAUCAUUCAUAGUGCUGCGGCAGAAACAUGACUAUUGUCAAAAAAAUUUGUCACUGCCUAAUUAAUUCUACUGAGAAACUAAAAAGAAUAAACCUAUAAGAUCUUUUUUCAUUAUUCAAGACAAGCAUUUUGUUUUCUUCAGAUUAAAAGAAAUAUGCCUAAAAUCCUAACACUUGAAAAUUAAUAUUGUUGUCCACAUUAUUUGUAUUUUUUCCAAGGCAGAUAUCUUUUAUCCACUAAGUUUAUCACAGUCCAAUCAACCAGACACAUUAGUUUAAUUUAGCUUAGCUUACUAUAACAGAACCAUUUAUAUUGUUUAGAUAUUGAAUCUGACAGAGACAAUAGUUCCUUUAUCAUUUAAAUAUUCAUACCGAUAUUGUGUUACAUUUAUGAAAUAAGUAUGUAUUCUCUCCUGCUUAUUUCGAUUAUUUAUUAUGCUUGAUCCAGUAACAUAUUUGCAUGCACUCACUUUUCAUCAGGUACAGAUGAAAUUAACUGUACCUGCUUAUCGGUAGUUUACUAUCUUUUUCUCAUAGCAGCAUACUAUAUAGUUAUAGGUAUGUAUGUUGGCCUAAAACAAUUUAUGACUUCCAUUAUCCAGUGAAUAAACUCCUUUAUAUCCAGUAACAGAUCACACAAAUGGGUCAUGUAGGUUCUGAGUCCAAUGAAUGUUAGAAAAUAUUGUUUAUCAGCUGGAAUAUCCAGUAUUGAAAUCGAGUUGGCUUAGUUGCCAUAACAUUGCAGCUGCAAUUAGUGUUUACAUAUACAAAGCAUCUCCAGCUUUGUUGAUGUAAACUGAAUUUGAAAAGUGAUAAAGGUGAAUGUACUCCUUAUCUUGUCUUGUUUUAAACAAGUUUCAGUAGUUAGCUCAGGUCAUAUGACAGGAAUAGCAUUGUCAUGAUGUUGGGUUGUCUAAUAUCCUAGUCAGCACUCUGAUACUCUGAAAUUAUAAUCAAAUAUAAGCAUUACCUAUAGGCUUAGGUCUUUUGAUUUAAAAAAAAAUUGAACAAAACAUUAAUUGAACAUUAUUCAAUUUAAACUAAUAAAAAUUCAAAAUUAAGAGCUGUUUUUAAUCAAGACUAAAAUAUAGACCUAAACGUCAUCGCCUCUUCUAAGUGUAUCCAAUGUAAACAAAGGAAAUUUCUAACAACUAUGCCUAUGAAAAAAAAAAUUACAAUAAAAUAUACACUUGAUAUACUGGAAAAAUAAAUGACUAUAAAUAAGUUUAAAUAGUUAAUUUCAAUAAUUAUGUGGUCCACUGUUACAGUAUAUCAAUGUAAACUUAGUUUUUUCCACUAAUUCCAUUAAAGUUGAGAGCGUUUAGACUCGCUGUAACAAAGAAAAAAAUCUUACCGUUGAUAGCAAACUUUCGAUCUGGUGAAAAUAUACAAAAUCAUCAGCAGUUAUGUCUUCUUCUUGUUUUUAUCGGACUAUCAAAAUGUUUUGACGUUAAAUAUAAUCACCAACAAGUUUGGAAGAUAAAUCCGGAGCCUAUUAGUCACAAUGAUUGCAACCACCUUCGCCGAACUUUUACAGGUUUGGCAAUAUGGCGGACGAAAAUUGCGUCAUCGACAAAAAAAGAAGCACGAUGCUGGAGCUAAUUUUUUUUUAUUAAUAAUAUAAAUUUACGCUUAAAAUUGAUAUUUUUUUUAAAUUUAUAAAAAAAUUAUAUUUGCCCGUUAAAAAUAACUUUGGUAGGUAAAAAUGUGAUUAAAAAAUCAAUUAAUAAUCCAUCAGCCAUCAAAGGGUGAAUAGUCAAGACAACAUACUUUGAGAGUUAAUUUGACAGUUCAAUCAAAAAAUUUUUAUCACUAACUCAUGCGAAAGUAACAGUAUAACCCUUAAAGGGCACAGUGAAGAAACACACACUGCAGGUCAUCUACUGCAUCCUGUUCUAUUUCCAGCCUUCUUAAGUUUUGUCAUUGGAUCAAAUGGGCAAGGACAAGAGAGUGAGGCUGACGAAUUAAGCAACUCUCCCUCACUUUAAACAAAAUGCAGUCCAAGUCAACCAAGUCAAGGUUACUACUGAGUAAAAAAUUGCCUUGGGCCUUGGUCAUCUUCACGUGCAAAGGAUGACCAGACUAGCAACAACACCAAGUACAUGGUCAAGUGUGAUAAUUGUCACUCAAAUACUUCAAGUGCUGUCCAAAAAUUGGUACUUUUUCACUUGCUUGCAUUUCACUUCGUAAACCCAAUAGACCAUCAGUAAAAUUACACAAUCCACACCACUUAUUUCCAACGACCACCAUCUUGGUUUCCUACGACCCAUUACAAGUCAUGGCAACUAAAAUAGCAGCAGUGUUAAAAAUAAAGUAAUGAAAAAACAUGUAUGCUACUGUGGUACAGUUACUCUCUGGGCUAAGAAAAGUGUAAAAAUGAAAAACAAUACAAAAUAAUUUUAAAAUAAUGAAAAUCCAACUAAAAGUUUCACAGAAUACACUUUAUUUCAGGUUCCACUCAAAAGAAAAUCCAAAUGUUGUCAGAAAAUCAAUACAAUACAAUACUAUACCCAUUUUCCAAAAUGCUAGAAAAUUUAAAUAUUAUAAUUAACCACCCAAUGGAAUUAUAAUCUAAAACAUUCCAUCAACAUAUAAAAGAAAAGUUAACAUUCUAGAAACAAUACAAGAAUAAACAAAAGGGAGAGAAUCCUACACAGAAGUUCAAAGUGGUGUGGAUUGUGUAAAUUGACCAGAAUAUCGUCAUGUGGAUUUACUGUGUGCUAAGCCUGCAGUUUGCAAAAAAAUUAUCCGGUGCCUAUACUGCAUAUCACAUAGCACGGAAGCAUUUCCUUGGUUCACUAUGGGUUGUCUCAGCAAGUUGGACUAAACACAAGGCGCUUUGACAGUUUUGAGAUGCUAUUCAGCAAGCCACCAUAACCAAAGCAUUCUCACAUGCAGUGCCUUCUGCGUUGUGUCGUAAGUUUGCAGAAUGUUUCCUGGCAAAAAAUUAUUUGCAAUAUGAACCAGCGCUUUUGUUCUGCCGGCCAUAGUAUUGUUUAUUUUAUAUUAUUACAAGCAAUUAGUCUGCAAGACAACUUCAUUUGCUAAAAAAUGUAGACGAAAGAACUAGGUCACCAUAUAUUGAGGUCGUUUGGCACUUUCUAAUGAAUAGCAUACUAUGUGACAUUUGGGAAAUGAGCGAAAAGUAUGGGAAAACUUGAAAAAAAGGAUGCUAAUUUCCUUUUACCCAACCCGUUUGCAGUCUUUCCCUAAUAUUACCUAUAGACAUUUGGGACCAGAGUUCGAAGGAGUGCCAGUAAGUUAAUAAGUUCUUAUUCAAGUUAUUCUGAAACUUAGGUCAUUAGAUUAUUUGUAAUUAGAUUGGUAUCAGGUUUGCAAGUUGUAAAUACAGAAUAAGUAACAUGGUCAAGGUACCUUUCGGGGUAUACAGUCAUAUUAUCGCUAUGCUGCUGGGGCAGGCCGAUGGCUCAGAAAAAUUAAUUUAAUUGUAAUUGAACUUAAGAGAUUAUAACUUGAUGGAUACAACUAAAGUCAAGUGGGAUUUUAUUAUAAAAGUAACUAGCAUUUAAAAAUAAAAAAUAAAAUAGAUUCAAGGAUGAGAGUUUUUAUAAGACAUCUAUCUAAGACUUUGAGCUGCUUUCCUCAGGUGCACACUCUUCUCUCCUCUAUCAUUUGGCAUUCUUGUUCUUCUAUCUAUUAACUUAAUUAAGGGCCCAUGAUCAAUGCAUUAAUCAUUCUGGCUCCAAUGUAUGUAGAGGAGAUUAGCUAUAUUUUUGUGCUUGGUACUGAAGAUAUUUCACUGGUUGUAAGGGCUACACAGCAAGAUUAUCACGAGCUGGGGGCUGGAAGGCCUGAGGCAAUAGACGCAAAUGUGUCAAGUGUUGUCGCCUUGUUCCAGUCCCUGAAUGUCUUUGGCAGAAAUUAGCAGUUCCUGUACUGUGUUCUUGCUGUUAUGAGCCGGAACUGCCUGUCAUGGCCUCGUCACUGUCUAAGGAGGAGAGAGACGAGUUUCUGUUUGAUUUUGGAGCAGUGGACCAGCUCAUUUUUUAUCUUGUAUAUCAUGGAGAGUCUGGAUAAUCUUCAUUGUUCCAGCAUACUGCCAGUACUAGAAAUGUUCCUCUAGCGGUUCAGGACAAAGCGUGCUGCCCGUCACUGGACGCCUCCAUCCUGACGAUGCUCCUCUGGGUGAAUGGGUCCCAGACUGAAGAUGCAUAAUCAAAAAGCAGCCAGACAAAGGAUUAUAGGCCUUAACCCUAGGGUCUUGUUGGCCUGGUUGCUCACAUUGUUAAUAUGCUGGUCCCAUCGGACCUCUCUUUGAAUGGUAACACAGAUGUACCUUACGGGGAAAUUGGCUCAAGCUUAUGGCGAUGCAGUUCAUAAUGGGGUGUUGAGGGGGUACUACUUCUAGAGACUGGCAGUGUCUGGUACUUGGCAUGAUGAAAUUCCAUGUCCCAGCUCAUCUCCCACUCAGCUAACCAAUGGAGUGCCUGUGGUAGCUGAUCCUGCUCAGAACUGUUGGCGAUCGUCCUAUGCACCGCCAUGUCAUCUGCGAACCCUCUUACUUAGGAGGUUAGUUUCUUGGGUAGGUCAUUGAUGUAUGCUAGGAACAAACAGGGGAUAGCACUGAGCCCUGGGGGACCCCUGACUUAGCGCUGACAAAAGGGGAGCGUGUACCGUUCACCACUACUGCCUGUCAAUGGUUGCUGAGGAAGCUAGAGAUCUAUGUUUUGUAGUGCCUUGUAUCCCACAUCUCUGAAGUUUAUUUUAAAGCAAACUAUGAUUUACACGGUCAAAUGCCUUUGAGAAGUCCAGCACGUCAGUUUGCCAGGUUGGUCACCAAGUCUUCUACAAAUUCAUGUAGCUGGGUCUCACAUGAUCUUUUGACUUGGAAGCCAUGCUUUCUAAGUGUCACACCCAGCGUAGCCUGUCCUUUUUUAUUUCCGCUACUAGCGUGAGAUCCUGAUAUAAACUAUGCCAUUCCAGGUUGGUUCAUACUCUCCAUCCAUAUUCAUUCUUUUGUUGGUCCAUAUAUUUUAAGAAGAACUUUUCUGUCUCAUGUGUUUUGUAGGUUUUCUGCCAUUUUUAUUAAGGACGAGGGCUUUUAUAAUGGAUAUAUUGUUGUUUUAUAAAUAACUUUUUUUGUUGUUGUUUAUUCUAAAUCUUAGGUUCAGGUUGACACAGAUAAAUCAGGUUUGAAGCUCACCUUGUUUCAGUAUCAGACAUGUCCAUUCUGCUGUAAAGUUAGAGCAGUGUUGGAUUACCACGGCUUUUCAUAUGAUGUUAUAGAAGUAAAUUCUGUCACCAAGAAACAACUCAAGUGGUCAGAUUAUCAGAAAGUACCAAUUGUCAUAGUAGAACUUCCUGGGUCCGAUCAAGAAGUGGUAAUUCAAUUCAAUUUUUUUUUCAUAUAUUUUACAGCAAAUAUGUUUACCAACUAUUUCAUUACAAUACUCUAUGAUAUUUUUUUAAUGGAUUGUCAAUGUUAUUUAUGGUUUUCACUUUUACAUUGAUAAUGAAGAGCUGUGAAAUAAAGUUAAAAAUAGUUGUUGGUUAAAUUUCAGGUCAUCAAGGAUAGCUCUGUGAUCAUAAGUGUAUUAGAAUCCUAUCUCCAUGACAAUGCAGCAAGCAUACCACAGUUGUGCUCCUAUUACCCUUGUCUAACAGAGAACGAAGGCAGACGGAAAAAAUAUGACUUCCAAAAUAAAUAUUUCAUCAUGUUUCCACGUACAGUGGAUUUGAACCACACAGUUGAAGAAAGGAGGUAAAUUUUCAAGUGACUCUAACCAUAAUGGGGGAAGAGACUGCAAUCAAGUUAAGUAACUUAUCAAGUCUAGGGAUCUCUUUCUCCUGUUAAGGUUAAAGAGACACACAAAUUGUGUCAUCUCCAAAUUAGUUGUUAUCCAAAGCAGAGGCUCAAUUACCAUACCACAUUCAACAAAUACUGUACCACAUUCAACAAUUACCAUACCACAUUUAACAAUUACUGUACCACAUCCUUACAGUUUUCUCACUUAAAUGCUCUUUAAAUCUAUUAUUUGAUUUUUUUAAAAUAAAUGUAGACUUUAGUGCGUUAAAAAACAGCAAAUUGAAAUUUGUAUUUUUGGUUACUUAUAAUUUUUUAAAUAAUUGCAAUAUAGAGCAAAAUAGCUUGUCCACAUCCUUGGUUUUUAAAGAUAUUCCUUAGAUUCAAAUGUUGAUUUAGUUUUAGAGCUCAUCAGAAAAAUGUUAAUGCAUUUUUUUUCCUGUUUGUAAAUUUAAUUCUAAGUGAAGAGAGAAAAUGGCGAAAGUGGGCAGAUGAUCACCUAGUCCACAUGUUAUCUCCUAACGCUUACCGGACUGUCAAAGAAUCCCUACAAGCUUUCCAGUAUUUCUCUGCGGUAGGACAGUGGGAGCAGAACUUCUCCUUUCUGGAACGCUAUGUUGUUAUUUACAUAGGGGCCGCCGUCAUGUACGUGAUGGGAAUGAUCCUAAAGAACAAGUAAGUGAUCCAACGAUGCUACAUCAGUGGGGAAGAAUUCAGCACUUCAAAAGUAUCUGCAUUGUUUGGGGGUUUUAUUGUUGUUUUUGUAACGUAUUUUAUGGGGAGAAAUAGAUAAAGUAAAAUGAGCUUUUAAAAAAAUAUCUAUUUGCUAAUUUGGCUAAAUUAUUUCUUUUAAAUAUUCAUAUUAUUUUGGCAAUUUUGUCAUUUGAAAAAUUUAUGAAAGAGCAACCGCUACCUUUUGAAACAAUAUUUAGAUUCAAAUUGCAAGCACUCCAAUAAAAAUUAUGAAAUAAAUGAUGAUUAAAAAUUAAAAUGUAUAUUUUACAGGUAUAAACUUAAAGAGGAUGUGCGUGAAUCCCUCUAUGAUGCUUGCAAUGAAUGGGUUAAGGCUGUUGGUAAAGAAAGAGUCUUCAUGGGAGGGGACCAACCAAAUUUAGCUGACUUGGUAAAUACUGUUAUAGAUUCCAACUGGUAGAAAAACUCUUUUUACUAAGUUUCAUAUUAUGCAAUAAAAUAAUCUAGGCUACAAAUAUUUACACAUUUGUUUUUAAAAGUGAUCUAUAAUUUCUUUAUGAAAAGCUGGUAUGUAAAAAAAACUUUGCAUCUAUGACUGUGUAGGGGACAUAAUGAUUAAUUAUAUAAUGUAUAUAUAUAUAUAUGUAUAUAUAUAUAUAUAUAUUCCUGAUCAGCAGUCAGAAAAUCAUAGUUCUAUCCGUUUCCUCAAGCAGAUAGGAGGAUAGAGCAGCAGCAGACAGAAGUGGAUUAAAUUUAACUGAUUGUCUUAUUUACAUCAUCCAGAUCCAUUGGCCUUUUAGGGCACAUACCCUUUGGCCUGGGGCCAUGGGGAAAAAGUUACACUUUCUCUGCAGCUGUUCCUUUUUUGAUACAUAGGGUGUUUGUUAAGUCUGGUAUUUUUGUAGAUGGUUUAGACGUAAGUCUUGAAGUGCUGGGCAGUGGAAGAGGUGGUGUGUUACUGUCUCAUUUGGAUGUUUGCAUAGGGGGCACAUUCUAUAUUUAAUUUGGUUUUAUGUGGUUAAGGUGGUAAUUACGUUGGUAAAAAGGAGAUCACGUGAUGAAAGAGAAAAAGGCCAGAGAGUAGUGUAUGUAGGCAGGAGCCAGAGGAAGAUGGCUGUACUGAGUUCUCAUUGAUACGUUUUAUCCUGUAGAAAGUGUAAAUACGUUCAGUUGCUGCAUUAAAUUUAAUUGUGUUUACCGAGGACUUCAAUGUUAUUAUUGUGAGGAAGAGAUUGUUAUUAAUUAACACCUACAAAAGAGAGCUCGGCUAAAACGAACACGUUACCUAUGUCCUGUACACAGAUGAAAGUUUAUGACCCGCUCGUGUCUUUGGAGGCAGUACUGGAAUUUAAGGAUCCGAGCUGGGUAUAUGUUUGAAAACACAUCUUCCUGUUGAGCCCAAAGCUCAUCCAUUUAACCACUCUUCUUUUUUUGUUAGCUCUGAUAAUUUGCUUCGAAAUGUUGAGUGAUGUAGGUAUGUUUGGCUGUGUUGAGUGAUUUAGGUAUGUUUGGCUGUUUUGAGUGAUUUAGGUAUGUAUGGCUGUGUUGAGUGAUGUAGGUAUGUUUGGCUGUGUUGAGUGAUGUAGGUGUGUAUGGCUGUGUUGAGUGAUGUAGGUAUGUUUGGCUGUGUUGAGUGAUGUAGGUAUGUUUGGCUGUGUUGAGUGAUGUAGAUAUGUUUGGCUGUGUUGAGUGAUGUAGGUAUGUUUGGCUGUGUUGAGUGAUGUAGGUAUGUUUGGCUGUGUUGAGUGAUGUAGGUAUGUUCGGCUGUGUUGAGUGAUGUAGGUAUGUUUGGCUGUGUUGAGUGAUGUAGGUAUGUUUGGCUGAUCAUUUUAUGCUCCCUGUUCUGCUGGUUUGUCUGCUUUUUCAUUUCCUGUGGUGUCCUGGUAUAUUUUGGUGUCUUGGUAAAAUUUGGUGUCUUGGUAUAUUGUGGUGUCUUGGUAUACAUUAUUAAGUUAACUUGACUGCAUAGGUUUCUAGGAAGGUGUUUAUUUUCAGAAGUAGUUAUUUUACUGUCAUUGUUGUGAGAUCUUGGUGCCCAUCUACCUGAAGUAUCACAUUGCAAUUGGAGAAUGUAACAACAUUACUUUGUUUGGUGGGAUAAACUGUGAAGAUUCCAGAUAGGAGGUGUAACGCUGCUUCAAUAACAGUCACUUCUGCUGCACAAUUACUGAAGAUUGUCCCACAAGGGUUGCAGGUUACUCACAUGAUCGGUCUGGGUACUCUAUUUGCUCACUAGCUUGCUUGUAGGUCACCUUUGAAAGCUGACCCAUCUGUGUAUAUUUGAUUUAUAUCUUCUGGGUAGGAUGCUAUGGCUUUUCUGCAGCUGUCGUUGUGUGCAAGGGUUUGUACUUUAAUUUUAUGUCUUUUCUUUUAGGUCUGUUUCGAUACAUGGCAUUUGUAAAUGUUGGUUUGGGGAAAGGCCUCUCUGUCAGGUAGGAGGUGUUUCUCUUCAAUUUUAGAGAGGCCACAUCUAGUGUUGAUUUCUGUUUAAUUCUAUGAUUUGUUCUCCAUUUUUUAACCAAUUGUCUAUUUGGAUGUUGCUUGUCUAGCCUUCUGUACCUUUCAACCAUCUCAAUAAUUUAUAACUGCUUCCUCAGUUAUAAGAUUUAGUGAGUCUACAUUAGUCUGUAUUUCACAUGUAUAUCUUAGAUCUCCCGAGAUGUUGCCCAUCUCUUAGCUAUGCCCAUUUAUUUCUCUUGGCUGUCUUGAGAGCUAUUUUCGCUUUGGCAAUGCUCUGAUCUAGAAUUAUAUUGUUUUACACAUUUGGAUUAUUUUCUUCUUCUUCUUUAUCUUAAGCGCCCACGAUCAAUUUAUUGAUCAUUUUGGCUCCUAUGCAUGUAGAUGGGAUUUGCAAUGUUUCUGUUACUGGUGUUGAUGAGGAAAUCAUGCACUAGGGGUUUGAAGGCUUGAGGCAAUAGACACAAAUGUGUCUAGUGUUGUCGCCUCAACCAUUCCUUUUGAAAGAUUGUUCCAGUCCCUGAUUGUCAGAUUCUGUUUUUUUUCCCCCCUUGUUCUUUAUUUUUGUCCCAGAAAGGUUUCUAUGACCUCCUGCAAAAUACUUAGGAAGGCAGCUUCUAAUAUGGCGUUGUGAUUUAUUGUUUUGCUGACUUUUUCUGUGGUGUUUUUCUAUGGGUGAUGUCACUAGGUAGUUUAUCACGUCUUGCUUUAUGCAAACCCAACCCAGGUGUCAUGAGCCCUGUGGAGAAGAGUGGGUGUCCGCUGCUUGUUGUGUAUUGUGAAAAUGUCUUUAGGGUUGCAGAGAUCUUCUACUGCUUUUCCAGUGUUGUAAUUUUGGUACCCUCAUUGAGAAGAGUGGCUGUUAAAAUCACCAGCAGUCACAGUCUUGUUGUAUUGUGUUCUGUAAGUGCUAAAAACUAGGGGUGUGCCGGAUCCGUUUUUUCCAACCGGAUCCGGAUUUUCUUAUGCGAAAUCCGCCGGAUUCCGGAAUAAUCCGGAUUCCGGUUUCUCCCGGAUUCCGAAUUUUGGUACUAUUGGUAGAUACUUCGGUAAGUCAAGGUGGACUACUACUUUUUGUGUAUGGGAAUUCGCAAUCGGCGCCAAUAAAUCCGAGUUUUUAAUUUUCCGAUGUGUGUGUCUAUUUAUUAUUAAAUUAGUACUUUCGAUAUAUAUUUGAGUUCCGUUCCAUUUGGAUAUGUGUCUUACGAGAGACGCCAUGUUUCUACGCGUUCGCAGCAGGUCAUGCAGCUCGCUCAACCUAAUUUCGCCAUGGGGUUGGCCACGCCCCCCUUUUUAAUGGCGGAAGUUGACGAUACUUAGGAAAUAUUAAUUUAUUAUCACUAUUUACAUCAAAAUAAUUGAUAACUUGUGUUUCAGAAUGCAUUUAAAGACAUUUAAACUGGAAUGUUUUAAUUUGAGCUUUAACAACCCGGUAGAAUCCAUAUUAUAAAUGAUCAGAAUUUUCUGUGUGCAACAUUUUGUCAUUGGCACCCAUUCACAGCCACUUGCAUAAUGGCUAUAUCAAAGUACUAUCUCAGAGUUUCAUUCAUAAGAGUUUGCCGUGUGCAAAAACUAUUAAACCAUUGGUCAGGGAAAGCUUUAAUUAAUUAUUCAUGUGCCAAAGUUGAAAGUUUAAACUAAGUCUAAACAGUAUUUUAGUGAUAAGGCAGGGAAUGCGUUGCCUUAUAUAAACUAUAUAGUCAUUGCGCAUGACGGGAUUGGCGGAAUGAGAUCACAGAAUGUGGAGAUGCAGUCCAUGUUAAAAAAUGACAAACCAAGUCGUACUUUAAAAAUUCAUAACUUUACAACUACAACAGCUAAACAUAUGAUUUUGGUGUUAUAAUUCUUUAAAAAAUUACAUCUUUUCAACUAUGCCAUUGGUUUAUUUUUACAAAAAGUUUAAAUUUUCUUAUCAAAGUCCCUACACUAUUGGCCACUAUUAGCGGUGCUGACUCUAGCCUCUGGUAUGUACGGAAUAUUAAACAUUAAACAAGCUCAACGCUCGAAACAAUCGAUUAAUGUAUUGUGAUCGUGUGGAAUUCGGGAAAGAGAAUUACUUUUAUUUCAGAUUAUGAUCCGGUGAGUCACAAAAUCUGGCAAAUUCCGAAAUCCGGUAUAUUCCGGAUUCCGGAAUCCGGUUGUUCCGGAUACAUGUAAAUCCGGCGGAACCGGAUUUCACCGGAUAGUGCAAAAUCCGGCGGAACCGGAUUCCGGACCGGACUCCGGCACACCCCUACUAAAAACUGUAUAUUUUUACCUUGGUACCAAAAAUAGCAUUUUGGAUAUCUGUAAUCUGAUCUGUGUGGAAAUUACCUCAAACUCAACUUGGAUGUCAUGCCCCUACAGUCAUGGCACUUUCAAGUGUAAUGAGUAUACCCUGUCAUGUGUGGGUCUCUAUUGUGAUGCAAAGUUUCUUAAGUAGUAAUAUAUGUACUUGUUUUAUGUGCAGAUUUAUUCUUUUUUGUUUGAUAUCCCACAAACAUAAGUUUGUGUUCGUUUCAACCUGCCCUGGGUGCAGGCCUUGAUAAAACAAGGCAAAGCCCAAGCUCUGAUGUAUUUCAGUUUGUCUUCAUCACCAUGGUUAUUACUGGUUUUGUCUGUGGCUUUCCUUCCCAGCCAGAUCCAGAAGCUGGAUACACCAAGUCACAACACACUGAUCUAGCAAACCAAAAGGAAGUCUUUAGCGCUGUGACAUCCCUCAGUGGUGUUGAUCAGGCAGUUCAUAUUUCAUUGUAGGUUUAGGCCAUUUUAGUAAUAGAAAGAGGAUUGCAACUUCCUGGGUCUGUUGUGUCUGGGCGAGGACUUUUAUAAUCCUGGGGACUGACAGGGUCCACCAGACCAGUAUUGUGGUAUGUGGACUGAUGUGUCUGUUAAAACUGGGAGGGCCAGUGCAACAUGAGUAGAAGUACUUUCAUGAAGGCAUCCAUUCAGACACACUGAAGUAGGAGAGGCCAUAUUUCAGUGGUGGCCAAGAUUGCUAUAGAUGAGGCAGUCACUACCUCUCAACAGGAGAGGCAUUGUCUUGUGCAUCACUGAUUUUUAUCCUCCCCGCCUUAUAUACAAAUAAUUGCUUUGUCUCCCCAGGCUGUCUAUGGAAUUCUGAACUCCAUUGAAGGUUGUACUGCUUUUCAAGAUGCCUUGCAGAAUACAAAGAUUGGGUCCUGGUAUUACCGUACAAAAGCUGCUGUUAAUUCUCAUCAAGGAGCACACCAACUCAAUAGUUCAUCUUGACACUUAAUUUACGGUAACUUAAACAAGUGUAAGUAAGUGGGGUAAAUAGAACUAGAAGGUUGCAGUCUAUUAUUCAAAUGUGGAUAAUAACCCUGUCCUUAACAAUGGAUUGUUGUAAUCCAAUCUAUUUAUCAUUAAAAUAUUAAGGGAUAAUAAAUAUAAGUCACUCAUGUAGACCAGACAAAGCCUAAAUCUAAAAGCCUGCCUGGGCAUUUUCAUAGAAAGAAACAUUUCGUGUACUUAUUUGUUCAUUCAUUGAUAGACUUUCAAAUCAAUUAUCAUAAACUGAACUAAUCUCUACAGAAAUGUUAACUAAUCACAUCAUAACUGAUGACAACAUCAUGAUUUGUUAACCACACCAGAAGUCUUUACAAACUGAAAAGUUGGGCUGGGUGUGGAUUAGGAUUUAUAAAAGGAUUAUGGCUGCUGGAUUUAUUACAGUCCAAGAAGAAUACCUAAGCUAUUGGUAACCAAAAAACCAAACUCUAGGAAAAUCUAUCAGAAUGAUGCACAUGUUGAUAGAUCAUAUUGCCUUAAUGGAGUGUCAUGCUGGUCCAAUUUUUGUCAGUACUUGAAGCUUUAAAAAAUCUCAAAUAACCAAGUUGACAUUUUGUUGCUUUUUCUAACUAAAAUAUGUAGCUUCAGUUUUUAGAGGAAAAACCAGAUAGCUUUUAGUUGCUGCUUAAAGAGUUCUAAAAUAUAGGUACACUAUUAUAAAAAAAAAAAAGGUAAUGUUUUUGAAGAAAAAUUGUCUGCUAUAUUUUUUUGAGUUUUUGCACUACACAUAGUUAAACAGAAUAUUUUGUGGCACACUUCUUUAAUAUGGUGAUUUAUACUAUUCUGAUAACUAUACAAUGUGCCACUUAAAAUUAUUUGAAAGGUUUAUGUCUGUGAGUAAAGACACCAUUUUAUAAAAUGUAAAUAAAUGCCAAGUAAAAUUCCCUUGCCUAACUAUAGUUUAGGAAAGCAAUGAAUUUUAGGAUAUAUUUUGAUUAUAGCUUGAAAUGCAACAAUUUAACUGUUCUCAAGGUUUUUCUACUUGAACUAUUCCUUGAUUUUUUUUUUUUAAUGUUAAAAGUUUGUAAAUUAAUUAAUGACCUUAUCUGUUAAUUUGAUACAUGUAAUUUAUAUAAUUUUUUUUUUGUUAAUUUAAAGAUUUGUGGAUUAAAAUUGAUUGACC